GUUCCUGCUGUGGCUUGAGGGAAACAAAUCGACAUUCAGCCACGGGAGAAUCGCAUUUUGCGGCCUGUGGAAGCCCCCUCCCUGAAUAAUGGCCGCCCCAAUCUCGGUAUACAACUCGAAUGCCUUGGACACAAACAUCUCCAGUACCUCCAGAGAGUCCCUGAAGAUGGAAUUGUUAGCCGAUGUAUGUCUGCUGCCUGGAGAGGACAGAAUUAUAGAUAAAGACAUCAUAUACAUCUGUCCAUUCCGUGGAGCAGUGAAAGGCAAAGUGUUGAUCACCAACUACAGACUCUACUUCAAGAGCUCAGAUACUGAUGUGGCGGUGAUGCUGGAUGUUCCUUUGGGUGCCAUAAGUCGGGUGGAGAAAAUGGGUGGGGCAUCAAGCAGAGGCGAAAACUCCUAUGGCCUGGAUAUCACCUGCAAGGACAUGAGGAACUUGAGGUUUGCCCUGAAGCAGGAGGGCCACAGCAGACGAGAUAUUUUUGAGCUCCUCUUCAGACAUGCCUUUCCCCUCUCACAUUGUCUACCUGGGUUUGCAUAUGUGACUCAGGAGAAAUAUGAGGAGAAUGGCUGGAAUUUCUACAAACCCAUAGAAGAGUUUAGACGCCAGGGUUUACCUAAUAACAAGUGGCGUAUUACAUUCAUUAAUAAGAACUAUGAGCUGUGCGACACCUACCCUACUGUACUUACAGUACCCUUUAAAAGUAAAGAGGAGGACCUCAGAAGAGUUGCAGUGUUCAGAUCAAGAGGACGCAUACCGGUUCUAUCAUGGAUCCACAGGGAGAACCAGGCAGUGAUUGUCCGUUGCAGUCAGCCUCUGGUUGGCAUGUCUGGUAAAAGGAACAAAGAUGACGAGCGCUAUCUGGACCUGAUCAGGGAGGCAAAUGACACUGCCAAGAUCACGAUAUAUGAUGCCAGGCCUAGUGUCAACGCUGUGGCCAACAAGGCCACUGGAGGAGGCUAUGAGGGUGAUGAGUACCAAAACGCAGAGCUCAUCUUCUUAGACAUCCAGAAUAUCCAUGUCAUGAGGGAAUCCCUGAAGAAACUCAAAGACAUUGUCUACCCAAAUGUUGAGGAAUCACAUUGGCUAUCUAGUCUAGAGUCUACACACUGGCUAGAACAUAUUAAGCUGGUGUUGUCAGGAGCCAUCCAAGUAGCAGACAAGGUUUCCAGUGGAAACUCAGUGGUGGUUCACUGUAGUGAUGGCUGGGAUAGAACUGCACAGCUCACCUCUUUGGCCAUGCUGAUGUUGGACAGUCACUACCGCACACUCAGAGGAUUCCAGGUGCUGAUUGAGAAGGAAUGGAUCAGCUUUGGGCACAAAUUCGCCUCAAGGACAGGUCACGGUGACAAGAACCAUGCAGAUCAGGACAGAUCGCCAAUCUUUGUUCAGUUCAUUGACUGUGUAUGGCAGAUGACUAAACAGUUUCCUACAGCUUUUGAGUUUAAUGAGCGGCUUCUGCUGACAAUCCUGGAUCAUCUCUACAGCUGUCGUUUCGGGACUUUUCUCUACAACUGUGAGAGUGCACGAGACCAGAAUGAGGUGAGGUCAAAGACAGUGUCUCUGUGGUCUCUGGUCAACAGCAAGAUGGACAUUUAUUUAAACCCCUUCUACACCCCUGAGUCUGGCAGGGUCCUCUACCCCGUUGCUAGCAUGCGUCACCUAGAGCUGUGGGUAACAUACUACAUCCGCUGGAACCCACGCAUACGACAACAGCAUCAGAGUCCGGUGGAGCAGCGCUACAAGGAGCUGUUGUCCCUUCGAGAUGAAUACUUGAAGAAGCUGGAGGAGCUGCAGCUCUCUGACACCUCUCCUUCCUCCCAUUUGGCUAACAGCUCCACCCCCAACACAUCCUCCACCUCCUCCACACCAUCACAGCAAUACACACACCUACAGACUCCUUUCUGAGGGCUGAUGACACAUACACACAGAUACACCCCCCCCCCCUCACAUUUACACUCAGAGUAUGUAUGUAUAUAUAUAUACAUCAUUUUCAUUUAAAAAAAAAUCUUUCACUCAGAUAUCUGUCACUUACACACAGGCAGGGAUUAAUUAUGUUGCAGUCAUAAAUGUGGAUAACAAAGAAUACUAAUUUGAUUUAGAUUAGAUUGUUAACUCUAACACCAUAGUUGUGAUGAUGGGGAUUUAUGCAAAAUGUCACAAUACAGCCUUGUCAAAAGACUUCUCUAUAUACUCAUUCAUUAUAAAGUGAAGCCUUAAAGACAUUCAGUCCAACGGUUUGAACACUCUGGACACACAGAAAGGCUGAAAAUUGUGUAUUUUUCAUCCGCAUCUAUAUUCACACGAGUCCUGUUGGUGGUUAUCUUUAAAAUCAGAUCACCAAUGAACAUUUCUACUCUAUGGGUUCAAUGGUAAGCUGAGACGCAGAACUGUGUGUUGACUGCACUGCUGUUUGAGAGACAGAGGUUUGUCUUAACUUUUAAUUUAGCUUCGUAAAUUAUACCACAACUUCAAGUAAACCUGCUCACAUUUUACAGUUGUCAGGUGUAUGGUUGUUGUCCAUUGAAAGAACUCUUCAACAUUUAAACUGAAAGAAAAUUAACCUGUGUGCCUCCAUUUAAAGAUAUUUCAGGGUUGUAGCUUGGUUUGUGUUAGCUAAUUUAAAAAAGGGCUUGAAAUAGAGGACAGUGCUAAACAAGCUCUGAUGAAAGUUAAAUAAAUAGGAAAAUCCAAGUUAUGCCCAAAAUAGGUUCCCCAGCAGUUAGCUCCAACUUCAGAGCCUCACUGUAUCUCUCUCUGCUGUUGUACCACUAAACAAAAGUUGGUGUUCUUUGUGAGCAAAGCAUAUUGCAAAUCAAGAUUUUUCUGAGUGUUGCGCUGACACAUGAGGAAUCAGUUAGAUCAGCUGCAGAGUGUCAGAUUUAGACGCAGUGGUGUGGAAUUUCCUUUUGUUGGUGUGGAAUUUGCUAAUGAGCUUAUGAGGCUGAAAGCUACAUUCAUGUGGGUUUUAUCACUGCCAUCAGCCAAGCUCAACUAAGCACUAUCUCCCUUCUACUGCCUAUGCUAUAGCUGAGGGUAAAUACAGUUCUAGCAAAUAGUGAUUAUUCUGUUAGAAUUAAUCCGUGAUUUACUCUUAUGAAUGCAGCUUUGAUGUGGUUUGAAAUGUAUAGUAUAGGGAAAUGGAGUUAUGCUUGGCCUCUGAUCUUUUAUCCCCCUCCCCUUACUUAACACAGACCCCAGAAGGGGGCCAGGUUAGGUCCAAGAUAACCUUACCAUGCCUGGAUGUUUGUUUUCAAAUGGGUUUAGUGACAGUUAGAAGAAAAGAUACUAAAACUAUUAAAUACAUUUAUAUUGAUAUACACACCACCCUCACUGAAAAUUCCCAUGUUAUUUCAUAGCAGAUGUGCCUUUUGGACAUGUGGGGUAAUUUAGUUAAAAAAUAAUGACUGGAAUAUAUCAGUGGGUGGAGUUGUUUACAAGUUGUUUGGUUGUCUGACUACUCAUGUGUCUGGCCUAUGAUGGGGAAAGCUGUAAUACAUGUUAUAAACAUUGAUUUUAUGUGGCAAGUAAUAAAUGUAAUUUUCCUUUAGGAAAUUCUAUGGAAGAUAAUUUCUGGUUGAAAAAUGCAAAACAAAGUAUUACGAACGGCAAAAAUAAAUGUUUAUAAUAUGUCAAAGUUUUAGGGUACCACUUUCAAAUUAAGUCAGUUGUGGUUUUUAUUGUCAUGUUCUAAGUCCAAAUUUAGAUUUUUUUCUAUAAGAGUCAUUUUACUUUUAUCGCAAAAGGAUGAGAUAGUAUUAAAUCACUAUUUUGUCAUCAUUUGAAAAUCAUAAACAUUAAUUUAAAAUCUGAAAUAUGCCAUUUUUAUGUGGUGUUGACUGAUACUGAGUAUUUUUACUAUCCAUUAUGCUCACAGAACUCCCCCCCCCCCCCUAACUCAUAUGGCCUUCCAUAAAAUGUUCCAUUAAAAGAAACAUGAAAACCAUUCUGUCCAAAAAAUCUAAUUCUUUAGAGAGUGAGGAUUUUGCUGCUAACUCAGAAAGUUCUCAUUUUAAUUAGUUUGAAACUAACAUACAUAAUGAACUCCGACAUAUGAGUCAUAAUAUCUGUCAAAAAUGUACUCUGUGUUGUAUCAUUCUGUCUCUACAUGGCAACAGAAGUUUUUACUACAGUCAGAGUAUAUGGCUAGUAGUCUCAGGUACUUUAUUUUAACCUGGUCCACAAUAGAGGAUUGAGGCUUGCCUACUUAUAGAGCAGGUUUGGUGUGUAUCAUCAUCCAUUAGAGAGAAAUUAUUACUUUAGUAAUUCCAGCUGUGGGUUCAAUCAUUGAAAACAUAAUAAAAACCAAUGAAUAAGCAUUUCAAAAGCUCAAGUUGUGGUCUUGGUAGCAGUUAUGACUUAAUUUUGUUGAAAUGAUUUAUCGUAGAUAAUAUGAGCAUGUACGGAUCACCACUAAAGAUCAAGUAAUCUUGGCACAAUUUGUAACAUUUAUUUAAGAGUUUAGCAGUUCCAUUCCCACAGGAUUUAUAGAUACCAAGAAAAAUCUAUUAGCAUCGGCAAGCUCUCGAGACAAGAAAUAGAUAACUAUUUGUCAGUGCAGAAAAUAUGUUAAAGUGCUCAAGUGGUGGAAGGUGUGAGGAGUAGCUGGUGGCAGAAGGUUUUGUGCUUUGUAAAUGUACUUAAGUGAUGGUCUAACUUUUAUCAAAAAUGUAUAUUGCAUUACAAAAACCCAGCAGUGACUUCUUAAGAACAAAUUGAAGGAACUUCUAGAGAAGAUAUUGGUGAAUGAGUUUCAAUGUUGUCCAAGCAGAACCAUUACCAUUUCAGGGAAAAUUCAAACCUUCCACUUGCCUGCAUUAGACACAGUAUUGAUGCUGUAGUAAUUUACUGAAUAUUCAACUGCACAUUUUAACCCUGAUUUCAAGCUGUCUUUAUUAGUACAGUCAACAGAAUUUAAACUCUGUAAUUGGAUAUUUCUUAUUAAAAUGCUCAUUUGGAGUUAAAGUGACUUCCUGUUUGUAUGUUACACAUGACAUAGAAUACAACUUUACUUCUAGAACCUUGGGUACAUUGUACUCUGUACUUCUCUCCAACAUCCUUGAAUUUCAAAUAAGCAACCUGCAAGAACACAAAGAGUCAAGAAGGCCCAGAAAAGCCAGCUCAGACUCCAAUACAUUCCCCCUCACACACUGUUCCACUGACUAGGCCUGCAGCAAAUUGGAAGCAAUGAAGAUCUGAAAGAUGUACUGUAUGUACAGUCUGACAGUUUAAGUGGUGAAUGAGGUUUAACAAGUCGUUUAGUGAAGGUCAUGUCCAGAUUUGUGCCUUGAUUCUUGUGUAAAUCACCGUCUGUCUUGUUUGAGCUUGACUGUUGGUCCCAAAGAAAGAUGGCUUUCUAUACUCUAUUUUGGAAGGGGAUAUGAUGUUGCAUGGGUUUGUGCUAGUGUGAAGUGAGAUCCUGCUAACUACUGACGGUUAAAGACAGAAUAGUACCAGAGAUACAUGUCCGUGUGUUAAAGGAACCCGAUCUUUAUCCCCUACAGUGUAAUGCAGUAACAAAUCAUAGUAGCAAGAAAAGCUAAACAUUUCUUGAUCAACUUUGAGGAACCAUGUUGAGUAAUACACCACGUUUCUUUGUUUCUGAAAUUUCUUUAGAGCGAACUUCUUUGAUAUCUUUUAGGUGCAUUCUGUAAAAAAAAAAAAAAAAAUGCAAAGUGUUCUUGGUUGAGUUUUCAAACCACUACAUUGAGUGGGAUCAUAUUUGUAGUAUUAGCUGCACUGGUGUUGUUGCUAACAAGACAAACUUAUAUAGUCUAUAAGACAACACCGAACAUUGAAAGCAUAGGUUUAAUGGUAAGACUUUACAGUGACUCACUUUAACACAACUGAAGCCUAUGAAAGAGCCAUGGAGCUUAAGUUUUUCACAAGCACGUUCUCUAACUCAUAUGAACAAGUGCAACACAAUGAAUUGUACUUACAAGGAGACCAAUGCCACUCUUCAACUUGUUCCAAAAGUAACAAUACAACCGAUCCCUUAUCCUUCAAUAUGGACAACAAAAAUGUUAUCGUGGCACAUUUCAAAACAAUUUAUUGAAAGAGUUUAGCGUUUCAAUUACCACUGAAUAACCAAGAAAAAAAUCUCUUAGCAUCUGCAAGUUUUCUAUGCUUUAAUUAGAGACCUAUUUUUCAGUACAAACAAUAUGGUCAAGUGCCUGAUAGAAGUCGAAGAAUGAUUUCCGCUUUGUAAAUUAGCUUUUGUGAUAGUCCAACCUCUAUCACAAAUUAUUAUGGCAUUACAAAAACCCAGCACUCUUUUGUGCCAUGGAUUGGCAAGCAGGCCAAACCUGUCCAAAAUCAUCUGGGACAACAACAAAAAAAUCAGGGGUGUACUUUUAGCAAACACUCAGGAUAAAGUCUGGAGAGAAUGGUCUACCUGCAACAAAGUCAAAUAUCAAACUAGACUUUUCUCAGUUAGAUGGAGUGGGCACAAUUGCAUAGAACCACCUGUGUUUACAAAAAGGUCAAUUAAUAAAGGUUCUACAAGAGGGAAAAUUAAAAACUUCAUUGACAAAGGGCUGGUUUCAAUGAAGCGGUUUGCAAGUAAAACAACAGAGACAACAACAUUAAAUGUGUGUUGGUCAGGUGGUUGGGUUUUUAGAGAAAAACAGAUCAAAAUCUAUUUUUUUUAUGUUUUACUUUGUACACGCACCAUGAUGUAAUUACCUCAAUCAAAACCUAUUUUACUGUCUAAAGUUAUAUUGUUGUAAAAUACAAUUAUUUUGUGUAGUGUUAAAUCUUACAGUUUUAUAAAAAGUAAUGUUUCAGAAAUUGGUCACUUAUUUUUGUUUUUUUUUUGGGGGUAUUUCUUUGUUUGUACUUUCUAACCCAGGAUAAAAAGGCAGAAGCUUGCACACCUUGUCAUAUUCCUCUCAUUUCUCUGAUGAAACUUUGAUUUGUAGAUACUUUGUAGACACUUAAGCUAUGUGGGAAUUAAUGAAACAAGUAUCACUGUUA
This is a messenger RNA of Limanda limanda (common dab), 6976 nucleotides long. It is a transcript of the gene mtm1, whose product is annotated as myotubularin 1. Gene Ontology annotation, cellular component: plasma membrane. Bases 89 to 1909 code for a protein of 606 amino acids. The record is from RefSeq and is a predicted model, not a curated record. Gene Ontology annotation, biological process: muscle cell cellular homeostasis; mitochondrion distribution; dephosphorylation. The transcript is spliced from 16 exons. Lineage: Eukaryota; Metazoa; Chordata; Actinopteri; Pleuronectiformes; Pleuronectidae. Gene Ontology annotation, molecular function: phosphatidylinositol-3,5-bisphosphate 3-phosphatase activity.